Molecule: messenger RNA, 4362 nt
Organism: Impatiens glandulifera
Lineage: Eukaryota; Viridiplantae; Streptophyta; Magnoliopsida; Ericales; Balsaminaceae
Product: zinc finger protein BRUTUS-like
Exons: 14
Coding region: 313-3906 (1197 amino acids)
Biological process (GO): protein ubiquitination; ubiquitin-dependent protein catabolic process
Cellular component (GO): nucleus
Molecular function (GO): zinc ion binding; ubiquitin protein ligase activity
Source: RefSeq, a predicted model, not a curated record
CUAGUUUAGCGUCCGCCCAUGUCCCUGAACUCAGUUGAUAUCCGCCGUGUCCUCCUCACCUCACCUCCUUUCUAGAAAGAGAAAGAAAAGAUCUCUCUUUUACCAUCACUGUCCCCAUUAUUGUCAUCUGAGACGACGACGACGAAUAGUUAUGGUCAGAGGAAUUUGUCUAGAGGGAGAGAACGAGGGAAAAAAAGGGGGGGACAGAAUACAGAAAGUACUGACAUGAAUGAAAUACUUCUACACGGCUUAGGUUUCGUGAAAUCUGAAUCUGCAAUCAAUAAUUCUCUCCCUUCUUUGUGAUUUGAUAUAAUGGCUACCCCUUUGACGGGAAUUCAACCCAGAGAUGGAGGAGGAGGAGGAGGGGUUGCUAUAAUGACAGGUCCUGUAAGCCAAUCUGGGCAGUCUUCUAAGUCUGGUGUUAAGAAUUCUGCUCUAAAGUCUCCUAUUUUGAUCUUCUUGUUCUUUCACAAAGCUAUUCGUUCUGAACUUGACGACCUUCAUCGGGCUGCUGUCGAAUUUGCUUCUAAUCAGGAUAGCGAGAUCAAACCCUUGUUAGAACGCUACCAUUUCCUUCGUUCGAUCUAUAAACAUCAUUGCAACGCCGAAGAUGAGGUUAUUUUUCCAGCUCUUGAUCUACGUGUGAAGAAUGUGGCACGAACCUAUUCUCUUGAGCAUGAAGGAGAAAGUUUUCUUUUUGACCAACUUUUUAAUCUACUGAAUGCAAGUACACGUGACAAAGAAAGUUGUAGGAGAGAAUUGGCUUCUUGUACGGGAGCACUUCAAACUUCAAUUAACCAACACAUGUCAAAAGAAGAAGAGCAAGUUUUCCCCCUGCUAAUAGAAAAGUUUUCCUUUGAAGAACAAGCAUCUCUUGUCUGGCAGUUCUUGUGCAGUAUACCUGUAAAUAUGAUGGCAGAAUUCUUGCCUUGGUUGUCUUUGUCCAUAUCAAGUGAUGAAUGCGAGGACAUGAGGAAGUGUUUGAGCAGAAUAGUCCCAGAAGAGAAGCUUCUUCAGCAGGUAAUUUUCACCUGGAUGGAUGGAGUCAAGACGAAAACUAAAUUUAGUAAUUGCGAAGGCGAUACUGUUCAUCAGACUUCUCCUGAUUCUAGGAGGUGUAAAAGAAAGUAUUUGGAAGUUAACCCUGAGACUGAGGAGUGUGAGAACCCUAUAGAUGAGAUCUUGCAUUGGCACAGGGCAGUUAAAAAGGAAUUGAAUGAUAUAGCUCAAGCAGCCCGGAGAAUAAAGUCGUCUGGUGAUUUUUCUGGCUUGUCCACUUUCAAUAAAAGACUGCAAUUUAUUGCAGAAGUUUUUAUCUUUCACAGUAUUGCAGAAGAUAAAGUUAUAUUCCCAGCUGUAGAUGCUGAACUUUCUUUUGCCCAGGAGCAUGCUGAAGAGAAAAGUCAAUUUGAGAAGUUUAGAUGUCUAAUAGAAAGCCUUGAAAGUGCUGGAGCUAAUUCCUCUGCCGAGUUCUAUUCAAAAUUAUGUUCACAUGCUGAUCAUAUCAUGCAAACCAUAGAAAAGCACUUCCAGAAUGAGGAAGUCCAGGUCCUUCCACUUGCGCGAAAGCAUUUUAGCCCAGCACGACAACGAGAACUUCUUUACCAAAGUUUAUGUGUUAUGCCGUUGCGAUUGAUUGAAUGUGUGUUGCCAUGGUUGGUUGCAUCACUUGGUAAAGAAGAAGCGAGACUCUUCCUCCGCAAUAUGCACCUUGCAGCUCCAGCAUCAGAUGCUGCCCUAGUUACACUAUUUUCUGGAUGGGCUUGUAAAGGUGGUCCAACAGAUGUGUGUUUGGUUCCUAGCUCAUCCAGUUGCUGUUCUGUAGAACUACAAAAGAAAGUGAAGGAAAAUGCAUUGUAUAAAGCAUCUUGCCCCUGCACCUCUUUGCUUUUGAAUGAGAAGAGUUCCACAUCUUCUCAACAGGAUGAUACUACAAGGCCAUUCAAGCGUGGAAGUUCAAGUAAUUUGGAUAAUAAGCAAUCUUGUUGUGUUCCUGGGCUGGGAGUGAGUAGCAAUACUUUAGGCACAGCAAAGUCUCUUCGAUCCCUGUCGUUCAGUCCUGCUCCGUCACUUAACUCGAGCCUUUUCAAUUGGGAGACUGAUAUUAGCCUAACUGACAACGGCUAUGCAAACCGACCAAUUGAUAACAUAUUUAAGUUUCACAAAGCUAUUCGCAAAGAUUUGGAGUAUCUAGAUGUUGAAUCUGGAAAAUUAGUUGAUUGCGAUGAAAAUUUUCUAAUGCAGUUCAGUGGAAGAUUUCGUUUGCUUUGGGGCUUGUAUAGAGCACAUAGUAAUGCUGAGGAUGAUAUAGUGUUCCCAGCCCUGGAAGCAAAGGAAACACUUCACAAUGUUAGCCAUUCGUAUACGUUGGACCACAAGCAGGAAGAAAAACUCUUUGAGGAUAUAUCUUCCGCACUUUCUGAGCUUGUUCAACUACACGAGAACUUUGAGAACGCAGAUUCAAGUAGAAAAAACUCACAUCCUGACUAUUGUGAUAGUUGGAGGAAAUAUGAUGAGCUGGCAACAAAGCUUCAGGGUAUGUGUAAAUCAGUUAGAGUGACGUUGGAUCAGCAUGUUUUCCGAGAGGAGCUUGAGCUUUGGCCACUGUUUGAUAGACAUUUCUCUGUUGAGGAGCAGGAUAAAAUUGUUGGCCGUAUAAUUGGCACUACUGGGGCAGAAGUACUACAAUCUAUGUUGCCAUGGGUAACAUCUGUUUUAACUCAGGAGGAGCAGAAUAAAAUGAUGGACUCGUUAAAGCAGGCAGCGAAAAACACAAUGUUUAGUGAGUGGCUUAAUGAAUGGUGGGAAACAACUCCAUCUGCAUCUUCAGAGGUCUCUAUGGCUGAGCAUAGUGUAUCUCAAGGCACUGAACACCUGGAUGCUUUGGAUCAGAGUGACAACACUUUCAAGCCUGGUUGGAAAGAUAUCUUCAGGAUGAAUCAAAGUGAGCUUGAAUCGGAAAUCAGGAGGCUCUCGAGGGAUUCCUCUCUUGAUCCAAGGAGAAAAGCAUAUCUUAUCCAAAAUCUUAUGACAAGUCGCUGGAUAGCUGCUCAACAGAAGUUGCCUCAUACAAGGACGGGUGAAACUUCAAGUGGUACAAAUCUACUUGGAUGCUCCCCAUCUUACCGUGAUACUGAAAAACACGUGUUUGGAUGUGAGCAUUACAAGAGAAAUUGUAAACUUCGUUCUGCUUGCUGUGGAACGGUUUUUACUUGUAGAUUCUGCCAUGAUAAUGUUAGUGAUCAUUCAAUGGACAGAAAGGCUACAACUGAAAUGAUGUGCAUGCGUUGUCUGCAAAUCCAGCCUAUUGGUCCAGUUUGUGCAACACCUUCUUGCAAUGGAUUCCAGAUGGCAAAAUACUAUUGUAGUGUCUGUAAAUUUUUCGAUGAUGAUGAGGAAAGGAGCAUAUAUCACUGCCCUUUUUGUAAUUUAUGCCGGCUUGGGAAAGGACUUGGCAUUGAUUUCUUUCAUUGCAUGACUUGCAAUUAUUGCCUUGCGAUGAAAUUGGUGGAUCAUAAAUGUAGAGAGAAAGGUUUAGAAACAAACUGCCCCAUAUGCUGCGACUUUUUGUUCACAUCAAGUGCAACUGUCAGAGCUCUUCCUUGUGGCCAUUUCAUGCAUUCAGCUUGCUUUCAGGCAUACACAUGCACUCAUUAUAUCUGCCCAAUUUGUAGCAAAUCAUUGGGAGAUAUGUCGGUAUACUUUGGCAUGCUUGAUGCUCUAUUGGCUUCUGAGGAACUUCCAGAAGAGUACAAGGACCGCUGUCAGGAUAUAUUAUGCAAUGACUGCGAUAAAAAGGGAACAACCAGAUUUCAUUGGCUAUAUCAUAAAUGUGGCUCUUGCGGUUCUUACAAUACCAGAGUAAUUAAAUUGGAUUCCAACUCUAAUUGCUCAACGCCAAGCUAAGACUGGCUUUUACUAAACAAAGUAAAGGCGAUAGACAUAUCUCUGUUCGGUCAGGUCAUCCCGUCUACUUUCUUAGUAUUUCAGAUAUUUUUUAGAGCCUACACGUUAUAUAGACAUCGUAUAGAUGUUGGGUUGUCUCAGACUCAGGCAGAAAAUGGAAACAUUUGGAUGAAAAUAGGUGAACAGUUUUGAAAUUGGAUCAGAAGAACAGAUGGAUGUAAGAAUGAAUGAAUCCAUCCAUCCAUCCUCAUUUGAAGACCUGUUAGACUGUUAUUAGACAUAUAAAGCUGUCUAAUCACAUAUGGAGUUUUGGCUGAGUAUGGUACAGAAGAGUAGAGUUGAAUUUUCUGAGUUUUUCUUUCAAGUUAAUAAGACUACUAGUAGUGAAAUGCAUAACUAUAGUUCUCAGCAUGGCUGCUGUGUAAAUAAUGCAAAAUAUUCUUCCCUUCCCCACUU